Messenger RNA from Oenanthe melanoleuca, 2851 nucleotides. RefSeq names its product neuropilin and tolloid like 1 (gene NETO1). The transcript has 11 exons. The coding region runs from base 215 to 1816 and encodes 533 amino acids. The record is from RefSeq and is a predicted model, not a curated record. Gene Ontology annotation, molecular function: protein binding. NCBI's taxonomy places the organism in Eukaryota, Metazoa, Chordata, Aves, Passeriformes, Muscicapidae.
AGGCGGCGAGGGAGAGCGAGGUAGAGGAAGGGCUGCUCCGCUCUGCUGUGUGUGGGCUUCGGGAUUUUUUUUUUCUUUUCUCUCUUUUUUUUUUUUUUUUUUUUUUUUUUUUUCCUUCUUCUUUUCCUACUUCCAUCCUCUCCCCGCCACUGGAAGUCCUCCCGUAUCUAAAUGGAAUUAGUGGAGACCGAAGCCCCUUGUGUAAGGAACAGACAUGACCCAUGGGCGCAGCUUCUUUCACAUUGUAGCAAGUCUAAUCAUCCUACAUUGGUCUGGGGCAACCAAAAAAGGAACAGAAAAGCAAACUACUUCCGAAGGACAGAGACCAGUGCAGUGUGGAACUUGGACAAAAAAUGCAGAAGGAGGCAUCUUCACUUCUCCCAAUUACCCCAACAAGUAUCCUCCGGACAGAGAGUGUGUCUACAUCAUAGAAGCUGCUCCUAGACAAUGCAUUGAACUACACUUUGAUGAAAAAUAUUCCAUAGAGCCUUCUUGGGAAUGUAAAUUUGACCACAUUGAAGUACGAGAUGGACCUUUUGGCUUUUCCCCCAUGCUUGGACGUUUCUGUGGACAGCAAAAUCCACCUAUGAUAAAAUCCAGUGGCAGAUUCCUGUGGAUUAAAUUUUUUGCUGAUGCUGAACUGGAAUCUAUUGGGUUUUCUGCUCGAUAUAAUUUUACACCUGAUCCAGAUUUUAAGGACCUUGGUGUUUUGAAGCCAUUGCCAGUUUGUGAGUUUGAGAUGGGAGGACCUGAAGGAAUUGUGGAAUCUGUACAAAUUGUUAAAGAAGGAAAAGCUUCUGAAACUGAAGCAGUAGACUGUAAAUGGUACAUCCGAGCACCACCCCGAUCCAAGAUCUAUUUGCGAUUCUUGGACUACGAGAUGCAGAAUUCCAACGAAUGCAAAAGGAAUUUUGUAGCAGUCUAUGACGGAAGCAGCUCUGUGGAGGAUCUGAAGGCAAAGUUUUGCAGCACAGUUGCCAACGAUGUAAUGCUGAGGACAGGUCUGGGUGUGAUCCGCAUGUGGGCAGAUGAAGGCAGCCGAAACAGCCGAUUCCAGAUGCUCUUCACAUCUUUCCAAGAACCCCCUUGUGAAGCCAACACAUUCUUUUGCCACAGUAAUAUGUGUAUAAAUAAUACACUGGUCUGCAAUGGACUCCAGAACUGUGUGUACCCCUGGGAUGAAAACCACUGCAAAGAAAAAAGAAAAGCAAACUUAUUGGACCAACUUACCAAUACCAGUGGGACUAUAAUUGGGGUGACUUCUUGCAUUGUGAUCAUCCUCAUUGUUAUCUCUGUUAUAGUACAGAUCAAGCAGCCUCGUAAAAAAUUUGUCCAAAGGAAAACAGACUUUGAUCAAACAGUGUUCCAGGAGGUGUUUGAGCCUCCUCAUUAUGAGUUAUGCACCCUUAGAGGGACAGGGACUACAGCUGACCUUGCUGACGUUGCAGAUGACUUUGAAAAUUAUCAUAAACUGCGGAGAUCCUCUUCAAAAUGCAUUCAUGACCAUCACUGUGGAUCACAAGUGUCUAGUAUUAAGGGCAGCCGUAGUAACCUCAGCACAAGAGAUGCUUCUGUCUUGACAGAAAUACAACCCCAGCCUGUAAAACCACUUGUUCAGCCCAUGAACAGGAGAAAUAUCCUUGUCAUGAAGCAUAGCUACUCACAAGAUGCUGCAGAUGCGUGCGAGAUAGACGAAAUUGAAGAGGUGCCAACCACAAGUCACAGGCUGUCCAGACAUGAUAAAGCUGUGCAGCGGUUCUGCCUGAUUGGGUCUCUAAGCAAACAUGAGUCUGAGUACAACACAACUAGGGUCUAAGAGAAAAACCUGAGACUGCUUGAGAAUAGUGCGCUCCUGGGUGAUUUUGAACAUGCUACAGUGAAAUGUGAAACUAUCGUCCUUGGAAACACCAGCUAGAGGUUUUAUGGACUCUGACCAGCUAUUCUCUUAUCAUGAAAAAAUUCAGCAGUGUUGAGUAAAAUUACUAGAAGGCAAUAAGACUUUGGUUAUUAUGCUUAUCAGUCAUUUCUCUUUUUCUUUUUCUCUCUUUUUUUUUUUUUUGUUGCAAGUAAAAUUCCCAAUUUCAGGAACAAUUAAUUGAAAUCAGGUAUUUAGCCAUUCAUAAUCACUUCAAUAGAAAUGUUUGUUGGAUAAGCACCUAGCAAUAUGACUGAAUUUGACAUUGAGAAAUUAAUCUGCAUGUAUGUUACUGAAUAUUUGAGUUGGCAAAAAAUCCCUUUAUUAGAUACAUUGUAAAAAGCAUGCAUUCACAGUUAUUGCUGUUACUGUUCCAUUUCUGUGUCAUAUGCUUGCUACUUGUAACUUUUAUAUAAAAAUACAUAAAACAAUGUAUAAUGAUUUUGUACCUUGAGUUUAAUGCAAUGUUUUCUUUAACCUAAUUUACCAGUCCUGUGUAAUUCAGGAGAUUAAGCUCAAAGUGUAGUUUCUAGGAACUUGAAACACAGAUAUAUCAGAGAAUCAACUGUCUGUCAUCCCUCAAUUACUGAACAGAAAACAUUAUUUUUAUAAUAGGUUUAUCACCUUAUUUCAGUUAAAAGGUUUGUGAUAAUCUAUGUAUUUCAUUCUGUACUCUUAACUAAUUUAUUUCCAUGGCAAUUAUUAGGAAGUUUGCAUCAGUAUGGUAGAGUAGCAGAUUUUUAUCAGUUACACAAAUCUUAUGGUUGGGUUCCAACUCUAGAAAUACAGACAGAAACCAUUUCACUAGGCAAGAUAAAAUUAUAUUUGUAAUUCAAGCUGUAAGUAUUAAUAACCAACACAAAAAUCAAAUUUGAGAUGUUGCAUUGUUAAGGAAUUAUUAGAGGUUGAAUAGCCACUAUUAUGUAAACUUGAAAG